Molecule: messenger RNA, 474 nt
Organism: Penicillium verhagenii
Lineage: Eukaryota; Fungi; Ascomycota; Eurotiomycetes; Eurotiales; Aspergillaceae
Product: nuclear transport factor 2 family protein
Exons: 2
Coding region: 1-474 (157 amino acids)
Source: RefSeq, a predicted model, not a curated record
AUGGCGGACAUCAAACCCCCCUUCACAGAGCAGACCGCACGCAAGAAAGUCAAGGCAGCCCAGAAUAUGUGGAACACCCAGGACCCCGCGCGCGUUGCCCAGGCCUACACCUCGGAUUGUAUCUGGCGGAACCGAACAUCCUUUUUCUCGGGCACCGAAAAGAUUGUUGAAUUCUUGACUGCAAAAUGGAAACGGGAGAGCAGUUAUCGGCUGCGUAAAGAGCUCUUCUCUUUUAGUGAGGAUCGGAUCGCUGUCCAGUUUUGGUAUGAAUAUCAGGACAUGAGUGAUGGCAUGCGCUGGAAGAGGUGUUAUGGGUUGGAGGAUUGGACUUUUGAUUGGGAGACUGGCAAGAUGCGUAAGCGCAUGAUGAGUGGGAACGACCUGGUUCUUGGCCCGGAUGGUAAUGGCGAAGGACGGUGGUUUGUGGAGGGGGUUGAUGUGGACCAAGUUGCGAUUAGCGAACAGCAUUGGUAA